Botrytis cinerea B05.10 is the source of this 1172-nucleotide messenger RNA. RefSeq lists its product as hypothetical. The record is from RefSeq and is a predicted model, not a curated record. Lineage: Eukaryota; Fungi; Ascomycota; Leotiomycetes; Helotiales; Sclerotiniaceae. The transcript has a single exon. Bases 517 to 882 code for a protein of 121 amino acids.
AAUCUACAUUUAUAUUUACAUUCAAUGCAAUGCGAUGGCAACAGAGCUAUCCCUUGCUAUGCUGACAGAGUCGUCACCAGGCGUUCACCAACAUAACACCAACAUAACAUCAACCAGUUCGCGUCUUACCAACUCAAUACAUAAAUACCACAUUAUCUCACGGAUUUAUAUUGUAUUUCAUUUUCUUCCUCUACAAAUUUUAAAUCGCUGCCAUGGGUGUCACCUUUUCGCAAUUCUUUCCCCCAGCUCCCACUCUAACAGAGCAAAAUUUACCUAGUCAAACGAGCAAAGUCUUCAUUAUCACAGGUAGAACAUCAGGUUUUGGUCUAGAGUUGGCUACCAUUCUCUAAAACGCCGGCGGCAAAGUCUACAUAGCUGGACGCUCAGAAACCAACGCUCAAAAAUGUAUCGAGCAUAUCAAAUCAUCAUCAACGUCAAAAAUUACCUUGCCAACUCGAAUUUCUACCGCUAGAAUUGGAUGAUCUGAGUACAAUUAAAGCAUCAGCCGAGUCCUUCAUGAAAAAAGAGACGAAGCUCGAUGUUCUCUGGAAUAAUGCAGGCGUUUCGCAACCAGAGUUGGGUAGUUUAUCUAAACAAGGGGUUGAGCUUCAAAUGGCCACAAAUUGUUUAGGACCGUUACUAUUUACUCAAUGUCUUCUCCCUUGCCUAAAAGCUGCGGUAAACACUCUGAGCCUGGUACUGUCCAUGUGGUCUGGACACAUUCUCAAUUAUCCGAGCUUACGGCCCCGAAAGAUGGAAUCAUUAUGUCUGAGCCUGAUACUCCUCCCAAAGAUCAAGUCAAGAAUUACAAUAAUUCUAAAGUCGGUAACUGGUUUUUGGCCAGUGAAUUGGCGAAAAGGGUCGGGGAAUUUGGGAUUUUGAGUGUGACGCAGAAUCCAGGUAACUUGAAGACGAACUUGAUGAGGAAUGCGAAAGGGAUGUAUUAUGCUGCUUGACCGCUUUUGUACAAGGCGAAGAUGGGAGCGUAUACAGAGCUAUGGGCAGGGUUGUCGGAGGGGCUAGGGAUGGAAAGUAAUGGAGAGUGUGUGGUUCCUUGGGGACGUAUACAUCCAGGUCCAAGAGAAGAUUUGUUGACUGCUUUAAAGAGUUCUGAUGAAGGGGGGAGUGGGACAGCAAAUAAAUUUUGGAAUUGGUGUGAAGAAAAGAUUGCA